GUUUCCUUUUGCCGUGUUUUGGAUUGGAAGCUUGCAAAGGAAUUCACACUGGAUGAAAAUCAUUUCCUGAAGCUGGGUCUGUUCCAGGAACUGUAACCCAAAUGUUUCUCUGUCCGUGGAGGAGAUUUCACAUUUGAAGAAACUUCUACUGAAGCCAGUCGUGUCCCAUCACCAUGUUCUGGAAGUUUGAUUUGAACACAACGUCACACGUGGACAAGCUGCUGGACAAGGAGGAUGUGACCCUGGAGGAGCUGAUGGACGAGGAUGACGUCCUGCAGGAAUGCAAGGCCCAGAACCGGCGGCUGCUGGACUUCCUGUGCCAGCAGCACUGCAUGGAGCAGCUGGUCACCCUCAUCACCCACGAGCCCCCCGUGGACAUGGACGAGAAGGUCCGAUUCAAGUAUCCCAACACGGCCUGCGAGCUGCUGACCUCGGACGUGCCGCAGAUCAACGACAAACUGGGCGGGGACGAGUCCCUGCUCAACAUCCUCUACGACUUCCUGGACCACGAGCCCCCCCUGAACCCCCUCCUCGCCAGCUUCUUCAGCAAGACCAUCGGGAACCUCAUUGCACGGAAAACAGAACAGGUGAUCUCAUUUUUGAGGAAAAAGGACAAGUUCCUAAGCCUGGUGCUAAAGCACAUCGACACCUCUGCCAUGAUGGACCUGCUGCUGCGCCUCAUCAGCUGCGUGGAGCCCACGGCGCUGCGCCAGGACGUGCUCAACUGGCUGAAUGAAGCCAGGAUUAUCCAGAGACUCGUGGAGCUGAUCCAUUCGAGCCAGGAUGAGGAUAGGCAAUCCAAUGCUUCCCAGACCCUGUGUGACAUCAUCAGGCUGAGCAGAGACCAGAGCACUCAGCUUCAGGAUGUCCCGGAGCCAGAUCCACUUCUCACAGCACUGGAAUCGGUGGAAGGCCUGAUGGACUCGUACACUCAGGGAUUCGAGAGGUCUUACACUGUCAACAGCAGCAUCCUGCACGGCAUCGAGCCCCGGCUCAAGGACUUCCACCAGCUGCUGCUGCGCCCGCCCAAGAAACCGGCGAUCCUGACCACGCUGGGGGUGCUGGAGGAGCCGCUGGGGAACGCGCGGCUGCACGGCUCGCGGCUGAUCGCGGCGCUGCUGCACGCCAACACCCCCAGCAUCAACCAGGAGCUCUGCAGGCUCGGCACCAUGGACUUGUUACUUGAUUUAUUUUUUAAAUACACGUGGAAUAACUUUUUGCAUUUCCAAGUGGAGCUGUCCAUAGCAGCCAUCCUGUCCCACUCGGUGCACGAGGGGAAGCCCAGCCCGGGGGAGCCGGGCAGCAAAGAGGAGGCUCCGAGCGGGAGCGCGGCCCCGGAGCCCGCGGAGCCCGCGGAGCCCGCGGAGCCUGCGGAGCCCCCGGCCGGAGCCACCGAGAACGUCAUGGUCACCCACCUGUUCCAGAAGUGCUGCCUGGUGCAGAGGAUACUGGACGCCUGGGAAGCCAAUGACAAAAUCCAGGCAGAGGGCGGCAGGAGGAGAGGGAACAUGGGGCACCUGACCCGCAUCGCCAACGCCGUGGUGCACAACAUGGAGAAGGGCCCCAUGCAGGCCCAGAUCAGUGACUUCAUCAAAGAGCUGCCUGAGGACUGCAGGGGCAGGUGGGAGAGUUUCGUGGAGGAGACGCUGACGGAGACGAACCGGAGAAACACGGUGGAUUUGGUGAGCACCCACCACCUGCACUCCUCCAGCGAGGAUGAGGACAUUGAAAGUGCUUUUCCCAACGAGCUCACUCUCCAGCAGGCCUUCUCCGAGUACCAGAUCCAGCAGAUGACAGCCAAUUUCGUGGAUCAGUUUGGCUUCAACGACGAGGAGUUUGCAGACCAGGAUGACAACAUCAACGCUCCCUUUGACCGCAUCGCCGAGAUCAACUUCAACAUCGACGCUGACGACGACAGCCCCAACGCCUCCCUGUUCGAGGCCUGCUGCAACGAGCGCAUCCAGCAGUUCGACGACAACGAGGAGGAGGAGGAUAUCUGGGAGGAGAAGGACAUCUCCUACGCAACCCAGGUCAAGUCCAGGACACGGUUUGGAGCAUCACAGACGUCAGAGAGCUCCAAGAGUGACCUGGAGAACGGGGACCACGACGGCAGCGUGGACUCGGAGGAGGAGGAGGAGCGGCCACCGCCCUCCCCACACAAGGGCAGCACCCCGGAGCAGAAGGACUCGGACUCCUGCCAAGGGGCUGGCUGGACGGCCGUGUUCGAGCCCGCGGGCCCCACGCCGCCCGUGGCCAUGGACGUGGGCUCCAGCGUGUGGGACUCGGCCGCCCCGCAGAGCAGCGCCCCGGAGGAGAAGGGCUGGGCCAAGUUCACAGACUUCCAGCCUUUCUGCUGCUCCGAGACCAACCCUCGCUGCAGCUCCCCCGUGGGCACCGAGAGCAGCGGCACCGACGGGACCCCGGCGCAGGGCCAGGACAAGAACUCCAGCACUGCUGCCUCUCCCUGUGUGUGGAACGCGUGUGGGACACGGAAGGCGCCGCUGGUGGCCUUGGACAGCAGCUCCUCGGGCAGCUCCGAGAGCGACGACGACGACGACGACAAGGCCAAGGCUGGCACGGAAUCCACGGCCACGGCGCAGGAGCCCAGCAAGGACAGGGCAGCUCCCUCCAGCGGCUCUGACGGAAAGGCUCUGGAGACGCUUCCCGCGGCCGACGCCGGGACGGCCGCUGCCCCCCGAGGAGCCCGGAACAGCGCGGCCACGCACACGGACGGGCAUCAGAGAGUGGCCACUGCUGUCACAACUGCCACAGAAACGGCCACGAGAGACAGCGGCUCUGACGGAAAGGCUCUGGAGACGCUUCCCGCGGCCGACGCCGGGACGGCCGCUGCCCCCCGAGGAGCCCGGAACAGCGCGGCCACGCACACGGACGGGCAUCAGAGAGUGGCCACUGCUGUCACAACUGCCACAGAAACGGCCACGAGAGACAGGAGCGACGAGGCCUUGCCCUGUGCCGAAGCCACGUUGAACGGCCCCGCUUGA
This is a messenger RNA of Pyrgilauda ruficollis (rufous-necked snowfinch), 3002 nucleotides long. It is a transcript of the gene PPP6R2, whose product is annotated as protein phosphatase 6 regulatory subunit 2. NCBI's taxonomy places the organism in Eukaryota, Metazoa, Chordata, Aves, Passeriformes, Passeridae. Gene Ontology annotation, cellular component: nucleus; cytosol. The coding region runs from base 174 to 3002 and encodes 942 amino acids. The record is from RefSeq and is a predicted model, not a curated record. The transcript is spliced from 24 exons. Gene Ontology annotation, molecular function: protein phosphatase binding; protein phosphatase regulator activity.